GAAGAGAGGAGGAGGGAGCCCUUUGGGCGGUAAAAUGGCGCCUGUCAGAGUGGGAAGCCCAGCUGCAGAGGCUGCAGCCCCGCUCCUCAGCGGCUAAGAGAUCCUGACCUCGGGGAGGGGGAGGCCACUCCGGCCCAGCGCUCCGCGCCUUUUGGCUCCCCCUCCCCUUCCUUCCCAGCUCCUGCGCUCAGGGGCCCCAAGAGUCGCGGCAGCCCAUCGCGCGCCGCCGCCCCCGCCCGCCCCCUUCCCGGGGCAGACCCCUAGCGCGCCUGCGCAGAGGGCCACCCUUCGCUUCCCCCUUCCCCUCCCAUCUCCCUCCCUCCCUUCUCCCUAGCCCCCUCCCCCACUGCCCCCUCCCCCAAUUCUCCAUCCCCUUCCCUCCUGGUCUCAGAGGACCCUGUCCUAGCCCGACCUGUUUCGGCCUGCAGCCCACGCGAAGUCGUCGGUGCCACUUCCCGCUCAUGUGGGCCCCCGCGGGCUGCCCACGCCAGUCCCCCAGUUCCCGGUUCCGCUGGGCUUUCCCUUUGCUGGGGGUGGCUUUCUGAGCCACCCACUCCGUGCUCAUCUCUGCAGCCUCUCCUGCCGCUCGGGGCCCCCGUUCCCCCUCCCUGCGGCGGGGGGCUGCCCCCGGGGGGCUGGCGGAGCUGGGCCGCGGGGGCCCCGGGGCCGGCGGUGCCGGGGUCAUCGGGAUGAUGCGGACGCAGUGUCUGCUGGGGCUGCGCACGUUCGUGGCCUUCGCCGCCAAGCUCUGGAGCUUCUUUAUUUACCUUUUGCGGAGGCAGAUCCGCACGGAGACUCUAGCAAUUAUGAAGGGAUACCUGGAGUGUAGAGACUGUUUGGAUGAACCCAAGCAUCUCUGGGUUCUCUCCCUCAAGCUUUUCUCCAAGGUAAUUCAGUAUCAAACUGUUCGAUAUGAUAUCCUUCCCUUAUCUCCUUUGUCCCGGAAUCGACUAGCCCAGGUGAAGAGGAAGAUCCUGGUGCUGGAUCUGGAUGAAACCCUUAUUCAUUCUCACCACGAUGGGGUCCUGAGGCCUACAGUGAGGCCUGGAACACCUCCUGAUUUCAUCCUGAAGGUGGUAAUAGACAAACAUCCUGUCCGGUUUUUUGUACAUAAGAGACCCCAUGUGGAUUUCUUCUUAGAAGUGGUAAGCCAGUGGUAUGAGCUUGUGGUGUUUACAGCAAGCAUGGAAAUUUAUGGCUCUGCUGUGGCAGAUAAACUGGACAAUAGCAGAAGCAUUCUUAAGAGGAGAUACUACAGACAGCACUGCACUUUGGAGUUGGGCAGCUACAUCAAAGACCUCUCUGUGGUCCACAGUGACCUUUCCAGCAUCGUGAUCCUGGACAACUCCCCUGGGGCUUACAGGAGCCACCCAGGUAUGGGAAAAGACAAUGCCAUCCCCAUCAAAUCCUGGUUCAGUGACCCCAGUGACACAGCCCUUCUCAACCUUCUCCCAAUGUUGGACGCCCUCAGGUUCACUGCUGAUGUCCGAUCGGUGCUGAGCCGAAACCUUCACCAACAUAGGCUCUGGUGACAGCUGCUCCCCCUCCACCUGAGUUGGGGUGGAGGGGAAAGGGAGGGAGAACUCUUCGGACGGCCGUCUGUAGCCCUGUCCAGUGUGAGGACUGCCUGGGCAGAGUCUGCUCCUCCCGCCCCUCUCUGCCCUGGGAGCCCUACACUCCGCUUACGGAGUCAGGAUGGACACAUGGGCCAGACUGUGAAGCAGCCUCACUCUUUGUGUUCACACUCCGUGGAAAUGCCAGACUGGGACAGGCGAAGGCCUAGGGGAACCGAAACCGUCUGGUGAAGAGGCAGGACUGGCCAGAGUGACAGACAUAUCCCAGAGGCUCAAAAGAAGCCAAUUCAACUUUGUUGUGAUUUGAUUUUUUAAAAACUCUUAUACAAAACUGAUCUAAUUCUUCACUCCUGCUCCAAGGGCUGGGCUGUGGGUGGGGACUGGGAUUUCGGGCCACUGGAUCUUCCUCAGUCUUGUCCCUUCCUUACUUUUCCUCAUUUUUUUUCUUUCCCCAACCCCCCAAUACCUGUAAUCAGCUCCUUUCUUCCUUCCUCUUUUAAACCAUGCAUUAUAACUUUGAAACCAAA
Molecule: messenger RNA, 2101 nt
Organism: Rattus norvegicus (Norway rat)
Lineage: Eukaryota; Metazoa; Chordata; Mammalia; Rodentia; Muridae
Source: RefSeq, a predicted model, not a curated record